AUGUUACUUUUAUUAGUAUUACCAUUAUUAGUGAUACACUUAUUAUGUUUAACAGCAGCACCGGUAAGUUUUUUAAAAAGUUUGAAAUUUAAUUUAAACAUAAGCUAGUCGGUAAGGCACGGUAGGGUAUUAAGGUAAGGCAGAUGGAUAGGGUAGGGUAGAUUGAGAUAGAGUAAGGUAAUACGGGAUAGGACCGGGAGGGUAUGAUAAGGCAGGUAGAGUACUUGCUUUUCUUUUUAAACAAAUUUUCUGCCGUUUUCAGCUCCACGGCCCUCAACGCCUCUCAGGAACCGGUCGAUUGAUCUUCAUGGACACAUUAGAAGCUCCUUUGUACGAUGCUGAGGAUGUUACUGAGCCAACAGUAUAUGAAACUACUACUGAGUCUACUUUGACUUUGAGUGCUCAAAGGGUUCGGCCGACCAAAGCUUUUGCUCCUAGAACUUGGGUAGGGUAAUAUGUUAGACUAGUGUAGUUUUGGUACUAGUGGUACCACUAGUACUAAUAAAUGUUACCACUAGUACCAUUAAAUGGUCCUACUAGUACUACUAAAAAAUUCUUUACAAGAUAGUGCUAGUACUGUAAAAAAACAUUUUUGAUAUACGUUUGGUACUGAUGGUACCGAUUUUGUAAAAAUGUUACUUAUUAGUACUAAAAGUUUAAAAAUUUUGUCUUUUGUUUUAAAAUAAUCUUAAUAUGAUCAUUUCAGCAAGCCUCCACCACCCAACAAUCAAUGAGAGACGGCUUCACUGACACUUUGGUUAAAUUUGCUGAAACUGCGGUAACUGAGAUACUCAACCGUACCAAACGGUUUUUACGUGCUUUUGCUUGA
This is a messenger RNA of Bursaphelenchus okinawaensis, 829 nucleotides long. NCBI's taxonomy places the organism in Eukaryota, Metazoa, Nematoda, Chromadorea, Rhabditida, Aphelenchoididae. The record is from the annotation of a GenBank genome assembly.